This is a messenger RNA of Oppiella nova, 1144 nucleotides long. Lineage: Eukaryota; Metazoa; Arthropoda; Arachnida; Sarcoptiformes; Oppiidae. The record is from the annotation of a GenBank genome assembly.
GACUCCUUCAUCAGCGAACAGACGCAGGAGUUUGAGACCGGGAAACGACAUUUGGCUAACAUUAUGGGCACCGAUGCCAACCAUAUGACACAACAGGACAUCAACAGAGCCAUUGAAUAUCUGAUGCCAUCGGGACUGUUCUCGAAGAGGGCGCGACCGCUGAUGAGACCCCCGCAGGAGAUAUACCCCAAGAAAAAGGAGGCCCAGUUUGACGCCGAGGGACGACCCUUCAGCUCAUUCUUCUACACAUCUCAGCCCAACUUCUACGAGACCUCUUACAAAAUCAGCGAAUAUUUACUCAAAUUAAACGCUUUCGAGGACCGACUCAUCCGCAAAGGCAUCGUAACGCCGCCCGAAGACACCAGAAUCGAACUCUUGUCCUCCGAAUGGCUUUCGUUCAAAGAAAUGAAAGCAAAGUUUUUGGAGGCGUUCAACGAAAAGAAAUACGAGAGUCUGGUCGACGCGUUGGAGCGGCUGGUGAGCCAUCCCUACUCCAAAAUGGCUAAAGACUUCAUUAUGGAGUACAGGAAGGAAGUGAAGGCCGUGUCCUCGCAGAUACAGAUCCCGCCGCUUAUGUACGACGAGAACGACCGGCCGUAUAUGACAGCCAAAGGAAUGCGAAAGUAUUGUAUCGCGAAUGUGGUGGUGCGCGGGAACGGCACCGGGAAAGUAGAUAUUAAUGGCCAAAAUUUGCUAUACUUUGAGUUCAUGCAGGACAGAGAGCAGGUGAUGUCUCCGCUCACCUUCACGGGUCUGUUGUUCAAAGUGGACAUCGAGUGUAAGACAAUGCACGAGGAGAUGACCAAAGAGUGGAGCCGCGACUCGCCGCCCAUCGGCUCAAAGGUGGGCCCCGGGAACACGUGGCGUGAGUUGGGAACCACCGCCCAGGCCGGCGCCAUACGGUUAGCCCUAUCGCUGGCGCUCAGGAGUUUUGUCGACGAAAAGAUGGUCGAGAAGAUGAGAUUAGCCGGUUUAUUAACACAAGAUGUGCGGCGCCGGGAGCGCAAGAAGUGGGGACAGGAGGGCGCCCGCAGGAAGUAUACCUGGAAAAAGAGAUAAUUUUGUAGUCAUUUCAUUACACAUGUAUUUAUAGAGAAAUUAUGCAAAAAUUUUAAAUUAAUAAACAAAUGAUUGUAGAAAAUAA